Lolium perenne is the source of this 1453-nucleotide messenger RNA. RefSeq names its product sedoheptulose-1,7-bisphosphatase, chloroplastic. Gene Ontology annotation, molecular function: fructose 1,6-bisphosphate 1-phosphatase activity. Gene Ontology annotation, cellular component: cytoplasm. Lineage: Eukaryota; Viridiplantae; Streptophyta; Magnoliopsida; Poales; Poaceae. Gene Ontology annotation, biological process: fructose 1,6-bisphosphate metabolic process; sucrose biosynthetic process; fructose metabolic process. The record is from RefSeq and is a predicted model, not a curated record.
GCGGACGCGACGUAAAAACGCAGGACUGCUAAUACCACUCUUGCGAUAUCUUAAGCUCCCUCUCUCUCUCUCCUCGUCAGCGCCGGCCGGCCAGAUUAUACUCGGCCGUUUACAGCACCAGCAGCAGCCAGCAGCAAUGGAGACCGUCGCGGCAGCCGGUUACGCCCGCGGGGCCGCCACGCGCUCCCCAGCGUGCUGCGCCGCCAUGUCCUUCUCGCAGUCCUACAGGCCCAAGGCUGCCAGGCCGGCGACCUCGUUCUACGGCGAGUCGCUGCGCGCGAACACGGCGAGGACGUCGCUCCCGGGGAGGCAGUCCAAGGCGGCGAGCCGCGCGGCGCUCACCACCCGGUGCGCGAUCGGGGACAGCCUGGAGGAGUUUCUGACCAAGGCGACGCCGGACAAGAACCUCAUCAGGCUGCUCAUCUGCAUGGGGGAGGCGAUGAGGACGAUCGCCUUCAAGGUCAGGACCGCGUCCUGCGGCGGCACGGCGUGCGUCAACUCCUUCGGCGACGAGCAGCUCGCCGUCGACAUGCUCGCCGACAAGCUCCUCUUCGAGGCGUUGGAGUACUCCCAUGUCUGCAAGUAUGCGUGCUCCGAGGAAGUGCCUGAGCUCCAGGACAUGGGUGGCCCAGUCGAAGGCGGAUUCAGUGUCGCGUUCGAUCCCCUCGACGGUUCCAGCAUCGUGGACACCAACUUCACCGUGGGAACCAUCUUCGGUGUCUGGCCGGGCGACAAGCUGACGGGCGUCACCGGUGGCGACCAAGUUGCUGCUGCCAUGGGAAUCUACGGCCCUCGCACCACUUUCGUUGUUGCCCUCAAGGACUGUCCUGGAACACAUGAAUUCCUCCUCCUUGACGAAGGCAAAUGGCAGCAUGUUAAGGACACCACGACCAUCAGUGAAGGGAAAAUGUUCUCCCCUGGUAACUUGAGGGCCACAUUCGAUAACCCUGACUACGACAAGCUUGUCAACUACUAUGUCAAGGAGAAGUACACGCUGCGUUACACUGGAGGAAUGGUUCCUGAUGUCAACCAGAUCAUCGUGAAGGAGAAGGGCAUCUUCACGAACGUGACGUCCCCGACGGCGAAGGCAAAGCUGCGGCUGCUGUUCGAGGUGGCGCCGCUUGGGUUCCUGAUCGAGAAGGCCGGCGGGCACAGCAGCGACGGCAAGCAGUCGGUGCUGGACAAGGUGAUCACCCAGCUCGACGAGCGGACCCAGGUGGCCUACGGGUCCAAGAACGAGAUCAUCCGGUUCGAGGAGACGCUGUACGGCUCCUCCAGACUCGCCAGCGCCGCCGUCGGCGCCACCGUCUAAUUCAGCAUUGUUUUUUCCCUUACGUUUUUGUCUGGGGCCGGCCGUGAGACACGAAACCUGACCUCAAACUGCUACCCGGUAUAGAGUCCAAGCAUGUUGUGACGCGAACUGGCAAUGCAGUGGACAGACGAGCUUGUAGAA